This is a messenger RNA of Staurois parvus, 403 nucleotides long. NCBI's taxonomy places the organism in Eukaryota, Metazoa, Chordata, Amphibia, Anura, Ranidae. The record is from the annotation of a GenBank genome assembly.
UGUCUCAUUGGAGUGAUUUUCGUAUACUUCCUGUCCCAUAGCCAAAAUAAAAAGUGAGAGGAAAUCCCUCCAAAGUUAGGGAAUCCCUGGUUGUUACCAGAACCAGUGCCCCCAUUGGAAGAUUUCCCUCUACUCCUGUUCCAGUGAGAACCCAAAAUUUGGGAUUUUUCUUUUGCUUUCCAACUGCAGGGGCGGACUGACAACUCAUGGGGCCCCCUGGCAAUAGGGAUUCAUGGGGCCCCUGUGUCCUUGCCCAAACUCAAAAAAGCCUAUGAAAAAGGUACCGGGGCAUCUCAUGGGGCCCCCUACUGACCCCAGGCCCUCGGGCAGUGCCCGAGUUUCCAAAUGGUCAGUCCGCCCCUGCUCACCAGUGAAGGGCUUCUCCCUGUCACCAACAAAAAUC